Messenger RNA from Oryzias melastigma (Indian medaka), 2275 nucleotides. RefSeq names its product ST6 (alpha-N-acetyl-neuraminyl-2,3-beta-galactosyl-1,3)-N-acetylgalactosaminide alpha-2,6-sialyltransferase 4 (gene st6galnac4). The record is from RefSeq and is a predicted model, not a curated record. Gene Ontology annotation, biological process: ganglioside biosynthetic process; oligosaccharide metabolic process. Gene Ontology annotation, molecular function: alpha-N-acetylgalactosaminide alpha-2,6-sialyltransferase activity. The transcript has 5 exons. The coding region runs from base 269 to 1150 and encodes 293 amino acids. NCBI's taxonomy places the organism in Eukaryota, Metazoa, Chordata, Actinopteri, Beloniformes, Adrianichthyidae.
UGUUUGUUAGUUUCCUUUUUAUGCGUCAUGUAGCAUUUUCGAAAAAGACAUGGUUGAACAGUAAAACGAUAGUUGAUAAUUGAUGUAAACGUGCGGUAAUACACAGUAAUAAUGAAAAUAAUGUAUUUAAUCAAAACAAAAUUCACUUAGUACAAACAAGUGAGGCGAAACCUCAGCGUAUGAAUGUAAAGAUGGCAGUCUCGCAGCUUCUUCUUCGUCCACGGACAAACAAGGCAGGUAAAAAAAUGCCGGGGGGAAGCCAGGAAACAUGAAAGCUCAGCCGCGCGUGCAGAUGUUCCGGCGACGCUGGAUCUGCCUGCUCUGCCUGAGCCUUCUGCUGCUGUUGUGGUUCGGACAUUUGAUCGUGCGGGACGCCGAGUAUGGAACAGGGCAGAACACCGGGCUCAGAGGCUACAAGAGGAUCCGCACUGAUGGCAAAUCCCAGUUUCUGGACAUUCACUGUGACAGCUGUGCCUUGGUCUCCAGCUCCGGUCAGAUGCUUUAUGCUAACGCUGGAGAGGAGAUCGACCAAAUCGGUUGCGUGAUCCGCAUGAACAACGCGCCCACCCGCGGGUUCGAGAAAGACGUGGGGGGCCGCACCAGUGUCCGGGUCGUUUCUCACACCAGCGUGCCCCUGCUCGUGAAAAACGAGCAGUAUUACUUCCGGCAGGAAGCAGACACCACCUACGUCGUUUGGGGUCCUGAGAGGAACAUGAGACAGGACGGCAAAGGACCCGUCUUUAACCUUCUCCUGAAAAUGGCUGCCAAGUAUCCAAAAGCCAAAAUCUAUGCCAUAACUAGGGAGAAGAUGGAAGACUGUGAUAAUGUGUUCCAGAAUGAAACGGGGAAAAACAGGAGGAAAACAGGAGCGUUCCUCAGCACUGGGUUCUUCACCAUGAUUCUGGCCAUGGACAUGUGUGACAGCAUCACCGUGUUCGGAAUGAUCGACAACAACCACUGCAGUCGAGCCAAUCGCAGUGUCGUUCCGUACCACUACUACGAGCAAAACCGAGUCAGCGAGUGCAGGAUGUACCAAGUUCACGAGAGCACGCGGCGCGGCGGACACCGUUUCAUCACUGAGAAGCUCAUCUACGCCAGAUGGGCAACGCGGCACAAUAUCCAGUUUAAACAUCCAUCCUGGAACCUUUGAGGGUCAAAGACUUUUAUUACCUGCUUAGAAACACAACCAUUAAAAAAGACUUUUACAGAGCUCAUAUUGAAGCUUACCAACGGCUAAAACAAAGUUUCUUUAGUCUCUGUGCCUUACUUUAACCUGCCUGUGUCAUUUAAAGCUACAGUACUGCACCUUUAUUCUUUUGAUUCUGUUGUACAGGGCUGCUACUAGCAUUUAAUGUCUGGAAUGUUAGCAUGCUAAUUCAUCAAAGAAUCAGCUGAUAGAUUCUCAGUGCUUGACUAAAUUUUCUUUUAUAUGAGGCAGAUUUAAAUCCAGAACUUUAAUGCAUUUAGUAUUUUUGUGUGGAAAAUGUCAUAACUCAACAGACUGAACGUGUGAGUGAAACAAGACAUUUUAUUUUUAGGGUAAAGGGCAAACUGUAUAACGGGGUAUUAGGGCAAUCAUAAAACAUAUAAAAUAAAGUUGUAAAGUUAUAAGAAACAUUUACAAAUUUGACUAAAUGAAAGUGGUAGAAUAAUGAAAAGGAAAUUUGGGAGUUUACAAGAUCAAUUUUUGCUUCAAAUAGUUAAAGUUUUACAAUGAUAAACUCAUGCCUUUUGGAAAAUAUCAAAUUUAGCUUUUGAAAUGUUCAAACAAAGACGUAAUUUGAUUAAUUUAUGUUGCAAACAAUAAAAUCAAUAAAAUUUUGACUUUAUUUUCAUAUUUUGUGGUGGCCCUAAUACUUUCACUUUUCUCAUCUUCAAGUGUCCUUGAUUUCUUUGCCUCCUAACAUUUGAAAACAGCGUUGCCUUCUCAGUUACAACAUCUCAUUCAAUCCAAAGAAAUGUAACUGUAUUUGCACUGGUGGUUUUGCUGCUGGAAGUAAUCUGCGUCUGCGCUCCGCAAAACACAAUUGUAAAUGUCGACUUGAACCUGAACGACAUUUUUUUGUGUUUGAAGGUAAUUUAGAGACAAGCUCCCUUCUCCUUUGAGUUCAAAGCUCCCAUUUACAUCUGUGAUUUUGACUUUAAAUGAUGUUAGAUGAGCCAAAACUUAGAAUACUAAAAGGAAGUGUGUCAUUAUUUGUUUUUUUAGCUAAAUAUCUUGCUGUAUUGUUAUGUAUUUACAAUAAACAUCAUCCAAAGAUGAACCUCUAACUUU